This is a messenger RNA of Patiria miniata (bat star), 966 nucleotides long. RefSeq names its product histamine H2 receptor-like. The record is from RefSeq and is a predicted model, not a curated record. Bases 1 to 966 code for a protein of 321 amino acids. The transcript has a single exon. Gene Ontology annotation, cellular component: membrane. NCBI's taxonomy places the organism in Eukaryota, Metazoa, Echinodermata, Asteroidea, Valvatida, Asterinidae. Gene Ontology annotation, biological process: G protein-coupled receptor signaling pathway. Gene Ontology annotation, molecular function: G protein-coupled receptor activity.
AUGAAUCCACAAUCUGUUAAUUUAACCGAAUCGCUGAAUGAGGAGCCAACACCUCAACUGGCCCCGUUGGAGGUUACCUUCGGCGUGUUGACAGCUCUGACAUUCGUUUUGAUUCUGACUCUCAACCCGAUAUGCCUUGUGGUGCUUCAUCGCGCCAGCGGCAUCCAAGAAACGACCAAGGUGUUCAUGGCUUCACUCACCGUGUCUGAUAUCUGCGUCGGGCUGUUGUGGCUGCUCCCGCAGCUAACACAAGAUUUCAACGGGGAAUGGGUGUUGGGUUCUUUCCUGUGCACCGCCUGGGGUGUUUCAUUUCCACUUCCUGCUGGACUGGGUGUCCUUUCGCUUGUUCUCCUGACAAUGGAUCGCUUUGUUGCUAUCGUCUACUCGCUGCGCUAUCCGACACUGAUGACUUUGAAGAAAGCAAAGAUAACUGUCGCCAUCACGUGGAGCCUGGCAUUGGCAUUCUGCAUAAUUGUAUUUGGCAUCCUUUUACCGAGUGCCAUAUCUCCGGUGGAACCCCGUAACUGCGGUCUCAAGUCAUCAGACUACACAGGGUUUUUUGAUGGGAUCAUUGUGGUCAUAUUUGCAAUCUCCCUUAUAACAAUUUUCAUCCUCUACAUGUACAUUCUUAAAGUUGCCCGUCAGCAGGCACGUCGCAUCGCCGCCCAGAAUCAGAUCAAUGUUGAUAGGGGUGAUCGGAGGGCUCCGCAGAGAGUCAGUACAAAAUCGGCUACCACGGUGUUCAUCAUAACCAUGACGGUCUGCAUAUGCUGGACCCCGGCCAUCCUCUUAAGUGCGACUAAAACAAUCGUUGGAGAACUGCGGUUCUUUAAGUUUCACUUAAUUACAAACUUGAUCUUUAUCACCAACAGUUGGCUGAAUGUUGUCAUUUACUAUCUGAGGAACAGGGAGCUUCGGAAAGCCCUGCACGAGUUGCUAGCUUCAUGCUUUCGCCAGCAAUUCUAA